This is a messenger RNA of Aspergillus pseudonomiae, 702 nucleotides long. RefSeq names its product NUDIX hydrolase domain-like protein. The record is from RefSeq and is a predicted model, not a curated record. Gene Ontology annotation, biological process: nucleoside phosphate metabolic process; ribose phosphate metabolic process. Gene Ontology annotation, cellular component: nucleus; cytosol. Bases 1 to 702 code for a protein of 233 amino acids. Gene Ontology annotation, molecular function: ADP-ribose diphosphatase activity. Lineage: Eukaryota; Fungi; Ascomycota; Eurotiomycetes; Eurotiales; Aspergillaceae. The transcript has 3 exons.
AUGCCGGACUCUAAAUACACAAAACCCGUGAUUCUCUCACGGUGCACCCUGGACACCAAAGAAGCCCAAUGGAAGAGAUUAGUCAAGACGACCUAUCGAGAUCCCAAUGGUGUGCAGAGAACCUGGGAGUCCGCCGAGAUGCAGACUCGACCGGUGGACAGUGACCUCGACGGAGUCAGUAUCGUGGCCACCUUAAACAAGUCAACGGGCCCGGAACUGGUUUUGCUAAAACAGUACCGACCCGCUCUGGACAAGGUGGUCAUCGAAAUUCCCGGAGGCCUAAUCGACCCCGGAGAGUCCGCAGAGCAAUGCGCGCUGCGAGAGCUCAAGGAGGAAACUGGUUUUGUAGGAGAGGUGGAGAGGAUAAGUAGAACUCUGUUCAACUGUGAGUAUCUCAACUUGUAUAUCUCGCUAUGGGAGCUGCACCUAGGCUUCACUAGAAAGAGAAUUGACGACUUGACAGCUCCCGGGUUCUGCAAUAACAACUUCAAGCUUGCUUAUGUGAAUGUGGACCUGUCCUUGCCGGAGAAUCAGAACCCCAGCCCAGAGCUAGAGGAGGAAGAGUUUAUCGAGGUCUUCACGCUCCCUAUCAAGUCGCUCUUUUCCGAUAUCAAGAGGCUCGAGAAAGAGGGAUUCGCCAUUGAGACUCGGGUCGUUGCGCUCGCAGAAGGUCUUGAACUGGCGAGGAAGUGGAACCUGUGA